Molecule: messenger RNA, 1041 nt
Organism: Symbiodinium sp. CCMP2592
Lineage: Eukaryota; Dinophyceae; Suessiales; Symbiodiniaceae
Source: the annotation of a GenBank genome assembly
AUGUUUCGCAACGUGGCUUACAUCCAAUUCUGCCUCUUGGUGGCUGCAUCGGGAACAGCUGACAUUGCUGGGCACGCGCCAGUCACCACGGAGGAUGAACCGAUUGCCUGUCCCACUGGGAUGGGCGCUUUGCGCAAGGCGUUGGCUUCCUUCGAUCUGAAGGAUCCUUCUCGACUUGUGGAUAUGGCUGUCUCAAGCUUUCUUCCUGACCUCAUGGCCUUGCUUGCAGCGGGUCUCUUCUUUUACUUCUUGAACCUUGUCCUUGUGGUGCCCAAGAGGCGCUCGAAGCCCCGCACCGAGCCCCUCGAGGACAGCGAAGAUGAAGCCCAGAGCCAGGUGCCGGAGAUCUCUGGCUGCACCGCGCUGCAUUUGGCGGCACACAACGGCUGUGCCAGAGAGCUGGGAGCCCUUAUCGACUCAGGCCUUGAUGUCAAUGCCGUCGACAACUACAACGAGACAGCUCUCCACAUGGCCGCACGAGUGGGCCGCGUCGACAUUUGCUCCAUGCUUCUGGAGGCUGGCGCCGACCCAGAGGUCCAGAACAAGCAUAUGAAAACCGCUUUCCUCAUCGCAGCCAUCUCCGGCCACUCCGAGGUGUGCGAUCUGCUCCGUCCGAGUCGAAAGACGAGGAAGACUGUGGCCCGCAAGGAGAAGUUAAUGCCCAAGCAGGAGCUGGACGAGGACAUGUUGAGCGAUGAGUCAACGGAGUUUUCGGAUCUCUAUCAACCCUCCGAGGAGGGCGGUUUCGGUGCAUCCGAGUUACACGAUGCUGCACUCAUGUCGUCUUUGGGCCAGGUCCUGGCCCUUUUGCGUCGCGGUGCCGAAGUCAACCGCUGCGAUCCGUGGGGCGAGACCGCCCUGCACAUGGCCGCGCGUGUUGGCAGUCUGGAGAUUUGUGCGGCACUGUGUGCUGCACGCGCAGACCCCACCAUGCUCAACAAGGACAGCAAUUCAGCCCUGGACGUGGCCAACGUCUCGCAAAACCAGGACAUCUGCAAGCUGCUGCAGGACAUCCGGACAUUUCAUUGGCCUGCCGAAUGA